UUGAGACCCUCCAGGAUAAAAUCGUACCACUCAUCACCCACUUUGCAACCAGCCCCACAACAAGAUGAGAAUGAGUUGAGACAAAGAGUUGGUGAAAUAAAAGAUGAAUUUCAAACAUGGAAAAGGGAAUCUGAAAACAUGAAAGAAGAAACCCAAAGAGAAAAAGCUCAUCCUUUAGGGAGGAGUGGGCAGCUGGCAGCACCCUGGGAACAUUCUGGAGAUGAGGGUCUUGCUCAAGAACUCAGAGUGUCAGAUUUAGUUUCGAAAUGGGAAACCUUCAGACCCUCCAGGAUGAAAUCGUCCCACUCAUUACCCACUUUGCAACCAGCUCCACAACAAGAUGAGAAUGAGUUGAGACAAAGAGUUGGUGAAAUGAAAGAUACAUUUCAAACAUGGAAAAAGGAACCUGAAAAUCUUAAAGAAGAACCGCAAAGAAAAAAAGCUCAUCCUUUAGGGAGGAGUGGGCAGCUGGCAGCACCCAGGGAGCGUUCUGGAGAUGAAGGUCUUGCUCAGGAACCCAGAGUGUCAGAUUUGGUUUCACAAUGGGAAACCUUCAGACCCUCCAGGAUGCAAUCGUACCACUCAUUACUCACUCGGCCACCACCCCCACUGGAGCAUGAAAAUGAAUUUCAAACAUGGAAAAAGGAACUUGAAAACCUCAAAGAAGAACUGCAAAGAGAAAAAGAUGAGAAUGCUAGGCUAACCAAAAAAAUAAAAGACCAAGAAGAGGACAAGAAGAAGUUAGUCUGCUCACUUAGAGAACACCAAGAUAAACGUAAUGAAUGGGAAAAUGACAUUGAUGGACUGAAACAAGACCUGGAAAAGGAAAAAGACGAGAAUGCUAAGCUAACCAAAAAAAUAAAAGACCAAGAAGAGGAGAAUAAGGAGUUGUUUUCCAUGCUUGAAGAACAAUAUGAUAAACUUAAUAAAUGGGAAAUGGAACUUGAUGGACUGAAAAAGGACCUGGAAAAAGAAAAAGCAGGUAAUUCCAGGCUGCAGGAUGACAUAAAAAAACUCAAAGACGCAAAAGAAAGCAAAAAGUGAACUGGAG
This is a messenger RNA of Fundulus heteroclitus (mummichog), 1051 nucleotides long. Its product is annotated as uveal autoantigen with coiled-coil domains and ankyrin repeats protein-like. The transcript is spliced from 6 exons. Lineage: Eukaryota; Metazoa; Chordata; Actinopteri; Cyprinodontiformes; Fundulidae. The coding region runs from base 139 to 1044 and encodes 301 amino acids. The record is from RefSeq and is a predicted model, not a curated record.